Messenger RNA from Penicillium cataractarum, 1425 nucleotides. RefSeq lists its product as uncharacterized. The record is from RefSeq and is a predicted model, not a curated record. Bases 1 to 1425 code for a protein of 474 amino acids. NCBI's taxonomy places the organism in Eukaryota, Fungi, Ascomycota, Eurotiomycetes, Eurotiales, Aspergillaceae. The transcript has a single exon.
AUGGCUAUCUCAAAGGUGGAUCCCGGUAUACAAACCAGUAUCUCGACAGUCCCGGAGAACAAACCAAAUACUCCGCAAACUCAAUCUCGACCACCCUUUUUCCGGAGCACACUCUUCCAAAUUCUUAUCGUUGGUCUUUGCGCCUUCUGUGCUCCGGGAAUAUGGAGUGCCAUGAACGGGCUGGGAGUAGGCGGGUCCCAAAGCCCGCAACUAGUCAAUGCCGCGAAUGCCCUCCUCUACGCCUUCAUGACGGUGACGUGUUUUGCGGGGCCAUGGAUUACCAACAUCAUCGGCUUUCGCUGGACUCUCGCCCUGGGAUCAAUUGGGUAUCCGCUAUACGCAGCAGGGUUGUACCUGAACAAUCGCACCGGUGCAACCUGGCUCGUGUACCUGGGCUCCGUGACGUGUGGUCUCAGCGCGGGAUUUUUCUGGAGUGUUGAAGGUGCUAUUGCAACUGGCUACCCUGAGCAGCAUAAGCGGGGUCGUUAUAUUGCGACGUGGUUUACUUUUCGCAAUUUUGGAAAUAUCAUCGGCGGUGCCGUCUCGCUGGGGAUCAAUCAUAAUGUCAAUCAUCGUGGCAAAGUUGGAUAUCAGACAUAUCUUGCUUUCAUCGCCAUUCAAUGUCUAGGUCUGGUUUUUGGACUGUUCCUCUCCAAUCCAGAGAACGUGCAAAGAGAUGACAAUACCAAGAUUGAAGCACCUCGCGGCAUCCACUGGCGAGAGGAGGCCAAAACUAUGUGGCGAUUGCUGAGAAGCAAGUCCAUCAUACUCCUCGUGCCACUAUUCUGGUACUUUGGCUGGAUUCAGGCUUACCCAGGUACAUAUCUGGCGACCUAUUUCACGGUGCGAUCGCGAGCACUGGGUAGUUUUAUGUCUGCCGUAGUCGGUACCCUUGCGACCUGGCUCGGUGGUUCCCUUGUUGAUCUCCCAUGGCUGAAGAUUCGCAAGCAUCGCGCUGUCAUCACCUACAUCCUCAUUGCCUUAUUGAACAGCGCAACCUGGAUCUGGGCAGUCAUUAUCCAGAACGAAUACAGACAUACCAACCCUGUCCUAGACUGGGGCGACCAGCGUGCGUUUGGUCGUGGUUUCGGGCUCUAUCUCUUCGAGCGGAUUAGUCUCGGCUUAGUCGAGAACUACAUUUACUGGUGCAUCAGCAAUCUUUCAGACUCGCCUGGUGAUCAAAUUCGAUAUAGCUCGCUACUCAGAGGUAUCGAGACAGCAGGAGUUGCUGUAGGAUUUGGUGUGCAAGCUGUACCCACCGCAUUGAUUGCUACGGCAAGUAUCAAUUUUGGGCUUUGGUUUUUGGCAUUGCCGUUUAGUUACUAUGCUACUUUGCAGGUGGUGCGCAAGUUUGAGAAUUCGGCGCAGAAGUCUGCUGGUUUGCAGAGAGAGGAAGAGGGUUUUGCGACAGUCGUAAAUAAUUGA